Messenger RNA from Mytilus trossulus (common blue mussel), 10191 nucleotides. RefSeq names its product neurofascin-like. Gene Ontology annotation, biological process: axon guidance; brain development; cell-cell adhesion. The transcript has 29 exons. NCBI's taxonomy places the organism in Eukaryota, Metazoa, Mollusca, Bivalvia, Mytilida, Mytilidae. Gene Ontology annotation, cellular component: axon; plasma membrane. Gene Ontology annotation, molecular function: cell-cell adhesion mediator activity. Bases 437 to 4333 code for a protein of 1298 amino acids. The record is from RefSeq and is a predicted model, not a curated record.
UAAAAAAAGGUGUUUGAAAAAAGGCGCGAGAAUUUACGGAAAUUUUACACGUUUAUGUCGUAAAAUUUUGUUGAUUAGAUUUACAUGCUCUCCAAAGCAGCCGAUUUUUAGAAUUCUUGAUCACAUUCUGUAGAGGAAAACAGACACAGGCAGUUAAUAGUGACGAGGAUUAUUUUCCAGUGCCAGGACAAGGCUGUGUUGAAUAACAGAGAGAGCAGGUAAAGAUCAAGCAUGGUUUGAUGAACUAUUGGAAUAUUUCUAUGGGACACAGAUAGAAAUCGGAGAAUGAAAUAAAGAUUUAUCUACAGAUAAGUGGAAUACAGACAUGUAGUUCAGAUUAUAUAGACAGAAGAUAUUGUUGUAGCCUUCCCCUUUGUUCACUACUGAAGUAUGACAUAGAAACAGAUAUAAAACAUCCAUAGUUUGCAGUGUAACCAUGACAUUCCUAAGUAGUUUAGCUAUAUUUUCACUGUUGUGGACUGGUGUGUGCCUCUCAAUUACAAAACGAAAGUAUGGUAAUCCACCUAGUAUAACUUUAGAACCAAAGAAGGCCUAUUGUUCCCUGCCUGCCUGUGAUAUAGGAGAUACAGUGACUAUCUACUUUAAAGUAGAGGAGAAAAUUAAAAUUACAUGUAAUGCCAGUGGACGACCUGAUGUCACAUAUAAAUGGACCAAAGAUAAUUUAGACUUUGAUACAAAUUCACCCAGAGUAAGUGUGGAAAAUGGCAUAGGAACUCUAAAAAUAACUAAUGCUUCUAAGGCAGACAAUGGGAUUUAUCAGUGCUUUGCAACCAAUACAAAGGGGACAGCACUCAGUAAGAAAGCUAAUGUCGUAAUGACAAUUAACGAUGUGUUCAAAUCAGUGAUUAGACCAGAAAAACGUGAUGUCAAUGAAGGGAUGCCGUUAUCAUUAAAGUGUAAACAGCCUCAUGUAGUCCCAAAACCUAGUGUAUAUUGGACCUUCAUUGAGGAAUAUUCUACAGCAAUACCUCCUAAAAUUCCUAAUGAUAAAAGAGUUGCAAUAGAUUAUGAAGGAACUCUUCAUUUUGCCAACGUAAAGAAAAGUGACGUUAAAGGAGAAGGAAAGUUUGUAUGUAAUAUGCACAAUGGUGUUUAUCGUACGUCCAGUGAAGGAGAAGAUAAAAUAGUCAACGUAAUAUCAAGUGAAUCAGUAAAUGGAGUGUCGUUACUAUGGCGAUCAGAUGCUACUGUUUUGGGUUUGAAGAAUGGAGAAGCCAAAUUUAUGUGUAUCUUUGCUGGAAAAGCAACACCAGAUAUAGUAUGGACAAGAAAGGGAGGUAUGAAAUUGAACAGCAGAAUGAAGGUCUCUGAACAUGGACAAGAAUUGAUUAUAGAACACCUUGAGUUUGCAGAUAAAGGAGAAUAUGAAUGUAGUGCUACCAAUGAUGUGACGUCUACACCAGUUGUUGCCACUUUUACACUACAAGUAGAAGCCAGACCCUAUUUUGUGAAGGAACCAAAAGAUGUUGUAAUAGGGGUAGAAGAGGAUGCUGAAUUCUUAUGUAUGGUAGAAGGUAUUCCAGCUCCUGAUGUCAAUUGGUUCAUCAAUGGUCAACCUAUCAAUGAGGCACCUCCAAACCCUAGAAGAACAAUUCAGAAAGACCGUCUGGUAUUCAAGAACGUAACAGACGGAGAUUCACAAGUUAUCCAAUGUAAAGCUUCUAACAUACAUGGAUCAUUGAUGGCAGAUGUCUACCUGAAUGUGUUAGCGUUAAAAGCAUUAGUAACCGAUGGUCCUGGAAAAGUGAAAGUUGCUGAAGGAAAUUCUGUCACACUGAAAUGUGAACAUAAUGGUAAACCUGAUCCAGCACUGAAAUGGAUGAAAAACAAUGUACAGCCUCUAAACACGGAUAGAUAUGAAUUUACUCACAAUACUAUCUUGAUAAAGGUAAAUUGGUCAAAUACAGAUAGAUAUGAAUUUACUCACAAUACUGUCUUGAUAAAGAAUGUUCUGAAGAAAGAUAAUGGUAAAUACACCUGUAUAUCCUCCAAUAGAUUUGGUAGUGACAACAAAACAGGGGAACUUAUAGUUAGAAAAAAAACUAAAGUGACUCUGAGACCAGUUGAAAGAAGUCUUGCAUAUGGAGAAGGUGCAAUUUUUAAUUGUCUGGCUACUAGUGACCCAUCUGAACAGCAAUUCUUAGAAAAAUUAUGGUACAAAAAUGGAGAGCGUAUAAAUAACAACGAUGAUGAUGGCAACAUACAAAUCCUCGAGAAUGGGGACACUCUGUCGAUUGUUAAAACUAGUAGUAAAGAUUCAGCUAAUUAUUCAUGUGUCGCUGAUAACAAAGUAGAUUCAGACACUGGUAUAAGUCAGCUCAAGGUCAAAGCGCCACCAGAUCCACCAAAAGACCUGACUAUCAAAACAUGUGGUAAUCUAAAGGUGACAUUAUUUUGGAGACCUGGAUUUGACAACUAUAUGCCAAUUUCAAAUUAUGUCAUUUUUUCCAAGACCAAUUACGACAAUGCUUAUAAAAAGAUAAAUGAAACUAUAGGUACUGUGAAUGAAUAUGAACAGAAACUAUCUGCCUUUGCUAACUACACAUUCCAAAUCAAAGCCAGAAACCAGCUAGGAGAAAGUGUAUUUUCUAACAUCACACCCAUAUGUUCUACAAAAGCUGCUCUUCCUGAACAACAUCCAACUAAUGUGAGGAUUGUAGAAAACAUGACAGGAAAACUAGUUAUUGAAUGGGAUCCAGUUGAACCUAUUGACCAAAAUGGACCAGAUUUCAAGUAUGUGAUAAUUACACAAGAUAAAGCUGGGAAUAAAAAAUCAUAUGAGGUAACAGACUGGAAGACUACCAGGAAGGAAAUUGAUGUGAAUAAUAUAUAUAAAGAGUAUAAAGUACAAGUGAAAGCAGUGAACAGUAAAGGAGAAGCAGCAAUACCACCUUUGGUAUACACAGGACAUUCUGGAAUGGGAGUACCUACAGUAGUACCAGGAAACUUUGAAGUUGAUCCUGAUGCACCAUAUACACAUGAAACAAUAGGUCUCAGAUGGGACGCAGUCGACAUGUCUGAGGAAACAAUGCAAGGAAAUUUUGAUGGAUACAAGAUACGAUACUGGCAUAUGGACAAACCUGAUAAGGUUAAAGAGAUUCAGGUAGAGGUUCCUGGUACUAAUAAAAAGGGGAGAAGAAAGAGGAGGCAAGCUACAGCAGAAAGUAAAAUUAGGAGAACAGUUCGUCUUCCACCUAAUGCUGAUUUACAGUUAGAUGUUGUUGCUAGAAAUACAUACCUUGAUUCUAAUGGGAGUAAUAAGAUUAAUAUAACGACUCCAGAGGGAGUACCUGGGCCUGUUCAAAGUUUAGAAUCUAUGUACAGAAGUGGUCAUUUUGUCAAAAUUAAAUGGGAGAAACCAAAAGAAGAAAAUGGAGAAAUAGUUGGAUAUGAUAUAGAAUAUGAAGAAAUAACAGGAUUAUUUGCAUCUAGUGUUAUAGGACUUGGUGUGGACAAAGAAUCUAUACCUGUUCAGUCAGAACCUGAAUGGGUAGAAGAAAGAAAACAGUAUGAAUUUGGCGUACCUGGACUUGAGCUUAAUACUAAUUACAGAAUAAAAGUUUGGGCUAAAACUAAAACAGGAAGAGGUGACAUUGAAUUUGUAGAUGUCAAAACUGCUGCUGAAAAUAUGCCUACUGUCCCUGAGAUUCUGUAUGCUCUCCCAGAUAAAACAUCUAUAAAUGUUACCUGGCAGAUUAACAAAGGAGAUGUAGCAGGGUACCAUUACUUUGUGGAAUACAGAAAAUAUGGAGAACACAAAUUUAAAUCAGGGCCACCUGAAAAGAGAAAUACUUGGUCUGUCAUAAAUAAUUUGACGUCUGGUAGUUCUUAUGAAGUUAAAGUGGUUGCUGAAAGUGGAAAAUUUAAAGCUCGUAGUGAAAUUAGACUUGUAACGACAGCAAAGACUGAUGAGGUAGCAUCUGCUGUGUAUAAUGCAGAAUGGUUCAUCAUCAUGAUGGUGGUCUUAGCUUUACUUAUUCUUAUAUUAUUUAUAGUGUGCCUUGUAAAACGCAGCAGAGGAGAUAAAUACCAUGUACAAGAAAAAGAGAAAUUAAGAGGAUUGGAGAAUGAUGAGAAGAAGACAGCUCAAUAUAAUGGAUUUAAUGACAAUGGUGAGACACAACCUUUAGCCGGUAGUCCUGAUGAUUAUGACAAAGGUCCCCUAGAGAGUGAUAAAGACAGUCUAGAAGAAUACGCUGAUCCUGAUCCUAGUCGAUUUAAUGAAGACGGUUCAUUUAUAGGACAGUAUGGUGCAGAAAAAAUGACAGCUUCAGACGUGGCCGCACCAUCGGCCAUGCAUACAUUUGUGUAGCAUAUACUCAUUAGGCAUCAAUCAUUAUAACAUAAAUGUGAAUGGAUCUUUGGAUGAGAAAAAUAGAGAAGUGUUUGUCGUGGGUGAUGCUUAGUUAGAAAAAUAUUCAUUCUCAUUUUGCCGAAUUUUCUGAUAUAGUGACAGAUUUGAUUUCCUUGUAAAAGACUUAAACAAUUGAUACAAGGUUAUUCUAAGCACAAAUGGAAGGAAGGUUAUUAUAUUUAUUUCAAGCUGAUAUAGUAUCACUUUACAUGCUGUCUGAUUCAUACAAAGAUACACACCAUAUUUAGAAUGUCGAUGGAUAUAGGAUACACACCAUAUUUAGAGUGUAGAUGGAUAUAGGAUACACUGUCAAGUAUCACAAUCUUAUACUGUGGAUUCAAUUUUUUUCGUGGGUACCAAUUUUCAGGGUUUAAGGAAAACUUACAAAUUCAUGAAUAUUUAAUUUCGUGGUUUUAGCAAAGUCUAUAGUCAUUCCUUUAGAAAAUUUGAACAUUUGAAUUCGUGGUUCUCCUGUACCCACAAAAUCCACGAAAAUUGGUAUCCAUCGAAUAUUAAUGAAUCCACAGUAAGCUGUUUUAUCCUUCAAGUUUUCAGUUUUCAUUCCUUAGUGCUAUUAUUUUCCAGAUUGAUAUUACAGGAGUAAUAUGAUAUUUAUAUAAGCUUUACAUUCCAAUAAAACUUCGGGGACCAUUGAUGUGCUUAAUCCCAGUGAUUUUAGGUUAAAGGUUGUGUCGUGUACCAGGUUCGGCUAUACAUGUUGUGGAUAUAUAUAUCUAUAUAUAUUGAAGAUAAUCUCAUAAUAGACAAUUUAAACAAUGCUUGUAUGUUUGUGUGAACAAAGUCUCUGAAUUAUAUAAAUUAGUUAUUGUUUUGUAUAUAUGUAUAUUAAACUUUGUAAUUAUUUUUUAUUUGUUUAAAAGGUUAGUUAAACUUUUAUUAAAAUGAAUUAUGGUUGAAAUUUCAUUUGUCAAGCAGGGAUAGGAUUUUUAUAAACUGUACACCAAAAAUGGAAAAUAUAUCUAAUCAAUAUUUUUUUCAAAAACCGAAACCUCAGUAUUACCUUAAAAUAGGAAAUUUGUGAUGAUGCACAUAAGAUAUAUACCUCUAGAAAAGUUUAAAGUUAUUGUGGAAAAAAAUACAUUUUUAUAAACUUGAACAUAGAAAUAUAUCUACUAUCACUGUAUACAGUUCGACAAGCUAUUGUUUGCUUCAUUAAAUCAAGUUCACUGUCUCAUAAAUUGUUUGGAUUUUCCUUGAUUUAAAAUAUUCAUGUGUGCUCUUCAGCAAAAGCUUUCAAACUCAGUAGGCAGCCAAGACUAUUUAACCCCUGCAGUAAUUUUAAGGUAUAUUUAUUGUACAGACAUCUCAUUAUGUUUUAGUUAUAUACUUAGCCAGGUUUUUAAUCAAAAGUGUUGUUUAAUAUGUUGAAGCUAGUCAGUUAAUGAAUCAAAAGUAUUUUAACUUUUGACAUUAUUAUUAUUAUACAUUUCUAGUUUUCUAUUUAUUGCAAUGCAACCAUUAACACUGACCUAUAUAAGUCAUUGUCACAGGGGUUUUGUGAAAUCAUGUUGCAAAAAUAAAAAUGAUAUUUUCAACAAUAUACUAAACAGUUUUCGCUUUUGCUUUUUGAAAUAUUUUGCAAUAAAAAAUUACAGUCAUUUCUUAUAAUUUAAUUCUAAAUUCCAUUUUAAACCAGAGUAAAUCAUGAAAAACAUUGAUAACAUCAUGGUCACAUGACUAAAUUAUGUCUAUGACCUGACAGACAAAAUACUGUCAGCUAAUCAGAAGAAGCCUUACAUCCAAAAUUAAAUUAUUUUUUGAUAACUGAAAUUUUGGGUUGUGGUCCAUAUGAAACAUUGUAAGAUUACUAGUUAUAAAUGAAUCCACAGAGCAAGAAAAGUUAUUAACAACUUUUGUUUUAGAAAAUUUGUUCUACAUCAUGUCCCAGUUCAGAUUGUAAUUUCAUUUGUACACCUUUUCACUUCCUUCCUGUAUUAAAUGUUUUAAGUGUAUAUGAUGGAUGGUUUAUUUAUAGCUUUAAAUGUGAAAUAGACAUGUAACUGCCAUGUUGUGCUAGCUUGAAAGAUAAUUGUUUGUUUCAUUACAUCUGGGCAUAAGAAAUUUAUACUUCCAGCAAAUAUAUUCCAAUUGUUUGUUUUACUACAUCUGGGCAUAAGAAAUUUAUACUUUCAGCAAAUAUAUUGCGUCAAGUUAAAGCCAGGUACCUUUGAUGUAACAAUACAGAUAUUUAUCCUUUUUUCCUCAUCAUUGUUAUUAUAUUUAGUUGUGUCGAUUUAAUAGAUUUAUACAAUAUAGAAAUUUGUCUCAUAAUCUGUUUAAUUAUGUGAUGCUGCCUUUCAAUGGUUAAAUAAAAAAUGGCAGCAAUGUAAAACAAUUAAAAAUAAAGAGAAGGGUUUUGGCCAGUACACAGUGUUUAUGAAUUGCUGAUCACAAUUUUUGUGUUUAAAGAAAAAAGAAUAUAGAAAAACAUGAAAACAAAGUACAUGUAACUUAUUCUGAGUGAAUAUCUCCAUCCAAUUUCUAAAGAAACAAAAUAUAUAGUUCUAGCUUUUGUAUUUAUUACCAAGUGAUAUUGAUUUUAGGAUAUUGCUUGUUUUAAUUCAUUUGUAAGUUUUACAUGUGUGUAUAUGUAUAUAUGUAUUUGUUGAUUUAUUUUAUUUUGGUGCAAUUAUCACUAAAAUGUGGUAUUCAUUUUCAUUUUAUGGUAAGAGCUGUUUCAUUAAAACAUACAUGGUACCAAAGGGAGGAAACUCUCAAAAUAGGGUUACUGCCCUUUAGUUACAAUUAUAGAAUUUCACUUAUAUUUUCACUGUACUAAAAUGUAUAUGACACCCAACUACUUAGAUAUUUCAAAGUGCCUGUCUUAGAUUAAGUGUAUAUUUUGAGGAAUAACUAAUGACAAAUUCACUAGCAUUAAUAACAGCUUGAUUUUUCAAGAUUUUUUCACUUCAUGUCUAGAUCUAGAUAAUAGGUUGUACACGUUUUAUAAGAAUAAAUAAAACCAGACAUUUUUUUGUCAGAAUCACAGAUGGUUGUCUCCCUUCCCUGUCUUUUGCAAACAGCCAAAGAAUGUUUUUAUUUUGGCAAUAGUGAGAGAAGAUUUAAUCAUUUAUCUUUUACAGUCAUUAUAAAGUCUAAUCUAUUAAUAGAAAUAUUCAUUGACCUUUUAUUUCUUUUAAGCUUUUUUUUUUUUUUUAUCCCCCCAAAAAUUAUUAAAUAUUUCAUCUCUUAUUUUUAUGUGCCUGGUAAAUUUUAUCUAUAAAACGUUGUCACUUUAAUAUGCUUACUCAAAAUAUAAAGGAUUUGCAUCUGAUUUACGUUUAUAUUCUUUUAAAAAUUGAAUAAUAGUGGCAACUCUCCCAACGAAAUAGGGGGACAAUUGCAAUUUCAGGUAAAUCUGCUUACAAAUAUAUAUGCAUCAGAUAUCAGAAUUUGAGUUCUGAUUACAGUGGCGGAUCCAGCCAUUUUUAAAAGAGGGGGUUCCCAACCCAGACUUAAGGGGGGGGUUCUAACUAUAUGCUCCCAUUAAAAUGCAUUGAUCGUCCCAAAAAAGGGGGUUCCCCCCUUUGGAUCCGCCACUGCAUUAUUGCAUGAUUGCUAUACUCACUCAGUAAACAUAAGUUGCAUUAAUACAAACCUUGCUAUAAUUUCUGAAUUAACAAUAAAUGUUAAAUUGUUUGUGCCAUUUAUUUGAAUCAAAACAUUCUUAUUAGUAUUGGAUACAGAUUUAUGCAUAUAUUCUAUUUGCAACUAAUUUAUUUUGUGUGCUUUUUUUACGUAUUUUUGUUUGUUUGUAUUUUAUACCAUUUGUUAGACUUUUUAUAGCAUUCACAUUGGUUGUUUUUUCUGCAUGUCAAGGUCACAUUGUAAGAGCUAUCAUUCUAUUUUAGCAUGAACAUUUUUUAUAUAAUAUCUACAUAGCCUAUGCCUUAUUCAAAAUCUGCAAAAGGUGUGUGUUUUUGUUUAGUUUUACAAGUUUUAUUUAUUUAAUACUUUCAUCUGUCUCAAAUUCAUUUGUUAAACUUUUCAUACAUUCAUUGGUUACACCAGAACUAUAUAUUAGUUAAUCAGUGGUUAAUACUAUUCAAAUUAUAACCAGAGCUUUCCAAAAAUGGUCAGUUAUUUAUUGAAAUAACAUUUGCCCAGGAAAUUUAAGAGAGCUUAUCGUAGUCAAGCCUAUUUUACUUGAGCAAUUUGUAUUUCAGUUGUCCAAUUUUUUUAUGCCCCUGUAGAGGAGGGUUACCAUUGUCCGUCUGUACACCUUUGGACACAUUCCCCAUUUAUUUUCAAAAGAUUGCGUAACUUGCUUAUUGAAUUUACAACUUGGGGAAGAAACUUGGUUAAGAUGUUUGUAUUUUAUGACAUCAAAUAUCCAAAUGUGGCCUGAUAAUGUAUCGAAUCUCGUUUUAUUGAUUUAUUUAUACAUUUCUGUUUAUUUUUUUUACUUUGUUAAGCUUUUCUUUGUUUUUAUGAUAGGCUUACUGCUGUACACAAAAUGCAAUAUAAAUGUUUUGUGUUUUGUUUACUUGUUAAUUAAACCAUAACUUUUUCUCAUAGAACACAUUAUUAUAAAAGGAAAUAAAUUAUUAUCAUUUUUUUUUUCAUAAAUAAGUCAUAGAUAUUUUUAAAUGACAGACUACUAUUCAAGAAGGCUACGUAGACUAAAGACACAAGAUUUCACCAAAAUCACAAAGUUAAAAGACAACUGAAGACUGAUAACACUUAAUUUUAUGUUGCACAGGUAUUUUCUCAAUGUCUUACUUACCCUCUCAGGAUUUAGAUGCAAUACAUUAUAGUUAAAGUUAGAAAAAAGUAAUAAGAUCAUGUUUAAAAAGAUUAGAAUUUAUUCUUAAAUAAUCAAAGAUAUUGUUUGUUAGAAAUGAUAAGAUAUAUUUAUGAUAAAUUAGUUAAUAAUGGCUUAUUGUUAAAAAUAUUUUCAUUUUGUGUGGAUUACUACAACAACAUUUUAGAAGAGUUAUACUUCUUUUCCAGUUUAGUUUUUAUUAUUGGUUAACUUUCCUUUUUAAAAUCUACUUUGUAGAUAUAAAAGAAAUGAUAUCAAUGCAAAAAAACUACAAGAUUAUUUUUUUUUUUAUCUUUUUAGAAUUUCACAAAAAGAUUGUCUGUCUCUGUCUGUAUGAGAUGCCGGAGAUAACAACAUGAAAUGUAUUGUAUUUGUUGUUAUUAAUUGGUUCAGCAAAUACAACUCAUGCUAGGCUUUGAUUUUUUUAUUGAAAGAUAAGCAAAGCAUUGCUUCCAAAGUUUACAGAGCUCAGCUUUAUUAAUAAUAACUAGUUACUCUUUGGGGGUUUAUUAUUUUUAUUCUCAUCUCAUUUGGGCUUUUUUUAUUUGAAAUUCUACAUCUUUAUUAAUUGUAUAAUAGAUGUAAAAGCCUUUUAUCAUAUUUUAAACCCAUAAUAGACCAAAUUUAAUGAAGUAGAAGCAGUUAUUUAUAUGAAUAAGUAUUUUCGAAAUAUAAAGUUCUCUUUAGCUAAAAUCAUACAUUUAUAUGUAAGAUAUUAUCACUAUUGAAGAGAUAUAAAUGAUUUUGUAAUCUACAUAAGUUACUCGACAAAUGGAAUCAUUUAAGUAAUCAUAGAAGUAACUGCACUAUAAUUUUACAAUCUACACAAAUCACAAUCAUGUUCAUCACAACUCUUUAUAGAAGGUACACAGACAGCUUUUGUUAGUGUUAGUAGUUGACAGAUUUAUAAUAGUAAAGCAAUGUAUAAAUCAUGUUCAUAUGUUUAUGUUUUACAUGCAUUUAUUUUUAAAAUGUUUCAUUUGUAUUGUUUGAUGUAUUUGAAAAUUCAAAUAAAGUUUAAAAUCUUGAA